Molecule: messenger RNA, 1928 nt
Organism: Syngnathus acus (greater pipefish)
Lineage: Eukaryota; Metazoa; Chordata; Actinopteri; Syngnathiformes; Syngnathidae
Gene: grwd1
Product: glutamate-rich WD repeat containing 1
Exons: 7
Coding region: 48-1424 (458 amino acids)
Molecular function (GO): protein binding
Source: RefSeq, a predicted model, not a curated record
UCUUCUUCUCUUUUUUUGUCUUCUUCUUCUUGUUUGUCAGCAUCAAUAUGUCCGCCUCCAACGAAGACACGUUUGCCGAGGAAGCAGAUGACAUGGAAGCGCAGGAGCAAGACGACGCCGCCAGCGACGACGACGACGAGGGAGUUGACAUGGAGGGGGACGAAGAGGAGGAAGGAGACGGCGACAAGAAGGUGUACGUGCCCGGAAUCGAGCCUCUUAAACCGGGAGAGCAGCUGCAGAUGGACCUGACGGCAUAUCGCAUGUACCACGAGUGUCAAACAGGCGCGCCAUGUUUGAGCUUCGACGUCUUGAGGGACACCGAUGGCGACGGCAGGAAGGAGUUCCCUCUGUCCAUGUUGCUGUGUGCGGGCACACAGGCUGACACAGCCAUGGCCAACAGACUGCUGGUCUUGCGCAUGCACAACCUGCACGGAACAGAAAAAGAGAAGGAGCAGGAGGAGGAAAGCAGUGAUGAAGACAGCGAUGAGGAAGAGGAUGAUGAAAGUAAAAAGCCGCAGCUGGAACUGGCCAUGAUGCCUCAUUUCGGAGGCAUUAACAGAGUUAGAGUGACCCGGCGCGGCGACCAGGCACUGGCCGCCGUCUGGUCCGAGAAGGGACAGGUGGAAAUAUUUGAUCUGCGACCUCAGCUGGAGGCCGUCCACAGUUCUGCAGCCAUGGCGACGUUCAUGAAGCAGCAGAAGGAAGCCGUGGCGCUCUUCAGCUUCUCGGGUCACAUGACUGAGGGCUUUGCCAUUGACUGGUCGCCCAUGGUUCCCGGUCGUCUGGUCAGUGGCGACUGCAAGAAGAACAUUCAUGUGUGGGAGCCACAGGAGGGCGGAGCCUCGUGGCGUGUCGACCAGCGGCCUUUCAGCUCGCACAGCAAGUCCGUCGAGGACCUGCAGUGGUCGCCGACUGAAGCUACCGUUUUUGCGUCGUGCUCAGUGGACCAGUCCAUCCGUGUUUGGGAUAUCCGAGCGCCGCCCAACUCCAUGCUGUCAGCCGACCAAGCCCACGAGUCAGACAUCAACGUCAUCAGCUGGAACCGUUCCGAACCGUUCCUCCUCUCGGGGGGUGACGACGGGCUUCUCAAAGUGUGGGACCUGCGGCAGUUUAAGACUGGGCGGCCGGUGGCCAAUUUCAAGCAGCACUGCGGACCCAUCACCUCGGUGGAGUGGAGCCCGGUCGACUCGAGCGUGUUCGCCGCGUCCGGGGCGGACGACGUUAUCAGCCAGUGGGAUCUGUCGGUGGAAUCGUGCGAUGCGGGUGCCAGGGUGGAGGGAUUGAAGGACCUCCCCCCGCAGCUGCUCUUCCAGCACCAGGGCCAGUCGGAGAUCAAGGAGGUCCACUGGCACCCGCAGAUCCCCGGCGUUAUGGUCUCCACCGCGCUGUCGGGAUUCAACGUGUUCAGGACGAUAUCCGUGUAGCAUGACGAGUACAUGCUUUGUGUGAAAAUGAGAAUUUUCAAUUGACCUUACCCAGGAGGAACGUCUCGAGACCUCCGAUGAUGUCACUCGUGCGUCUUUAGCUUUCUCCAGAGACAACUGGAAGUAAACCUCGACAUGUAUCAGCUUUUCCACGCAACCUUUGUUCUGUAUAAUAUAGAUGCUGCGUGUUUUAUUUUACUAUUAUGUGCUCAAAAUAAAAUAACAACUAAUCGAUUAUCGACUAUUUUAGUAAGUAUUCAUUUUGAGUUGUUUAACUUGAAAUUGUCCAAAUUAUCUCACUUUAGCCUCUCAGCUUUAAUUAUUCUGUUUUACAUAGCCCUACAUGAAAGCAAGACUGCGUUUAAUACAUUUGCAAACAUCUGCUUUUACUUGGAAAAACAAUGACCCGUCCAAUUUCAGAAAAGUACAUCGGCAAUCUCUUUCGUGUGCCAAUGUUUUUAUUUUUAAUCAAUAAACAAUACCAAAUUUCAAUUAAUUCUGUAA